Messenger RNA from Ooceraea biroi (clonal raider ant), 1883 nucleotides. Its product is annotated as ETS-related transcription factor Elf-5. Lineage: Eukaryota; Metazoa; Arthropoda; Insecta; Hymenoptera; Formicidae. Gene Ontology annotation, molecular function: DNA-binding transcription factor activity, RNA polymerase II-specific; sequence-specific DNA binding. The record is from RefSeq and is a predicted model, not a curated record. Gene Ontology annotation, cellular component: nucleus. Gene Ontology annotation, biological process: cell differentiation; regulation of transcription by RNA polymerase II.
GGCUGCAGAGCGGGAAAUCCCCGUUGAAACCUGCCCGACCGCGCCGCGGUUGUCCCACUGCAGUCUCGUAUUUGUCUUGCCCGUCAUCAUUCUCCGUCGAGUAAAGACCUCGGGUACGCUCGGUCGGCCAGUCGCUCGCUGGAACCGAGCUGCGAGUCCGAGAUUGAUAGCGGCGUAACGCGAUAUAUAAAGCGCCGGUGCGCCUCCCUUAAUCUCGUGUUCCUUAAAUCGGGAAUACGCGAGCGAUCGAUUAUCGCGCGAUUUACAGCACACGCGUCCCUCGUGAAUCAACGCACGUGCUUUUCACGCGUGUUUGCACGCUUUCCAUUUUCUGCUUGAUUCUUUUAUAUAUAUAUAUACGACUGCCAUCGCCACGUACAAAUAUAUUCGCGAAUGCGGCAGACGCGACGUGGUGCAUCCUCGUGAAACACACAUUAUCGUUGUCUGUUGAUAUUGUUAAUGAUAAGAUUAAGGUGAAAGUGUUGGUGCCGUCGCGUGAAAAAAUGGAUUCGUUUAAUAACUACGGCAGGAGCGACCUGUCAGAGAUGUAUUCAUCGUUCAUUAAUUUACCUGAAGAGGAAAACACUCAUCUACUGCUGGACAUGGACACACUGGUUCCGAAGCGGAGCAGUUUCUUAGCGAGCCGCGGUUGCGAGCCAGCUAAGAAGAAAUGUUCGCUCGGUAACGAGGGCGAGGAGAUCGACGGCACCGGAUGGUCGGACAAACCUGUCAAAAACUGGUGUCAAGAAGAAACGAUAAAUUGGCUGAUGUCAGCCGCGUCGUACAUGGGACAGCCUUAUAGCUCUAUCCAACACAGCCUUGCCGUACCUGGGAAGGAGAUCGUUACCUUUACGCGACAAGAUUUCAUCAACCACGAUCCCAUAUACGGGGACCAAUUGUAUGAUCUUCUUCACUCGCAACAUGGGUCAAAUCUAUUGCCGUCGUUUGAUACUAUUCAGCCACAAUCGGAGGACGAGUAUGCGCGAAUUAGUUCCAACAACAUAUCCGAUGCGGAAUCAGAUAAUAGCGUGGAAGUUACUACAAAGAGAUUACCUGGCAGACCGAGAGUCUUGAAGACCAAAAAAAAUCCUGCCAGUCAAGGAAAAUUAUGGGAAUUUAUUAGAGAUUUAUUACGUAAUAGAGAAACGUGUCCAAGUUUAAUUUGCUGGGAGGAUUAUUCACAGGCUAAAUUUCGUUUUGUAAAGAGCGACGAGGUAGCAAAACGAUGGGGAUCCCGGAAAGGAAAUACGAAAAUGACUUAUGAGAAACUCAGUAGAGCUAUGAGGUACUAUUACAAAAGCAAAAUAUUUUUGCCGGUGCUCGGUCGAAGAUUGGUGUAUCAGUUUGGGCCAAACGCGAAAGGCUGGCAAACGGAUAACCCAAAUUUCCGACAUUGAAAUGAUGGAAAGAAGAAAAAGAACAAAGGAUUCGAUAUAACGAAGCGACCUCGAUGUGUAAAAUUGACAAAAUGUACAAUUACAUGUCCCACGUGAUAUUCUUCAACGUUGCAAGGACAAUUGGUGCUGCUAACGUGCUCUACACGCUUGUACUACAAACAGCGCCAAGUAUGGCUAUAUUUUUCGCGGCCAAAGACGUAAUAGUGAUAGUGAGGCAGUCGUACGAAAGAUGGAAGGAAAAAGAUUCAAGUUUUCUUCUUUAUUUCAAUUUCUGCGUUUCUCAUAUUAAACACUUUGUACUUUAUACCGUGAUAUUGCUAUGUCUAUAAUGUUAUUGAAGACAAUAUUCCAUAUGAUAAUUAUGAUUGUGACAUCCUUAGAAAUAGUAUAGUAAUAUCUGCGAGGAACAGUGCCUAUUUAAAACCAGAGUAAUGUCGAAAAUAAAAUAAUAAAGAAAGGAUUUCUUUUGGGAAAUCACAAGAAAAA